This is a messenger RNA of Saccoglossus kowalevskii, 1908 nucleotides long. RefSeq lists its product as uncharacterized. NCBI's taxonomy places the organism in Eukaryota, Metazoa, Hemichordata, Enteropneusta, Harrimaniidae. Gene Ontology annotation, molecular function: zinc ion binding. The record is from RefSeq and is a predicted model, not a curated record. Gene Ontology annotation, biological process: protein ubiquitination; Notch signaling pathway.
AUGGGUCCCUCUGUGGAUUCGUCCUCGCACAUCGCCGUGUUUGCCUACGAGAUUCAGGCUUUGGUUGAGGACCUUCUGGGACAAAUUGCGUUUCUUGCAGGUCGGAUAGACCAAAUGCAGGGGGAGCAGGUUGUCUCCACCGCAGUUGCCCCUUGUUUUGGCAAGCCGGAAGAAGCACACAAGCAAGCGAUAUUCACGUGCAAGAGAUGCUUCCUCCUGGGAUCCCCACGAUCCCAGCCUGGCCUUUCCAUCGUUUGGGAAGCAGGUGGACACAUGCUGGUGUUCAAUUUGGUGACGACAGAGAGUGUGCAUUUUUAUCUGUCUAAUCUGUUGACACAUGGUGGCGCUAUUGAUUUGAUGUCCGAAAAGAAAGAACUGAACCUACGUGUACAUUCCAUUCAAGGGAGACUUAUGUGCGAGACAAACAAGGACAGUGCAUUCCAUUUCCAGCCCAAUAUGGAAGACAUAACUCUAGGAACUCUGUAUGAUGAUGAUACGAGCAGUCAUUGGAUUCUGCAUUUCGUGAGUUUAGUGCAGGAUCUUCAUGCAACAUUAGAGUCAAAGGAUAUUGAUUUAACUGGAAAAAACAUACACCCAACUCUUGCAAGCCGAGCAAUGAAUGAUACUAACAAUAAACACAAGGAAGUAUUAAUCAAAGAAACUGAUGCUAAAUUUGUCUACAAAGUCUUUGGAGAGCAGGCAAAGAUCAAGGAAGCAGUUGAUACCUUUUAUAGCUAUUUGGAAUUGCUGCCUCCCUCUGGUCGACAUAGAAGACAUAAAGAUUCAGAAACAGGACGUAGAGCAUAUCAACGCCAAAGUUCAAAAGAAAGCUUGACUGAUAUACGUCUACAGUUUACAUCUAAGAAUGGCAUAACAGUUAGUGUACGUCAUGAUAAUAUAACCAAAGAAUCCGUGGACAUUAUUUGCAAUGCAGCAAACUCUCAAUUAAAACAUGCUGGCGGUGUUGCAAAUGCCAUUGUUAAAGCUGGAGGUCAGAGUAUACAAAAAGAAAGUUUUGAUAUAAUCCGGGAUAAGGGUAGAGAUUUAGUAAUGUCUGAAGUUGUCUAUACUCAUGCUGGAAAACUUGAUUGUCAGUUUGUCUUUCAUGUUGUUGGGCCAAGGUGGGAUCCUGGAAGAGAAAGACAGAUCAGGAAGGACCUGUACAACUGUUGUAUGAACCUGCUAACAAUGGCUGAUAAGGACAUGAAGUUACAUUCAAUUGCAAUACCAGCAAUUGGAACUGGCAUCUAUGGAGUUCCUAAAAAUGUAUGUGCACAGCAAAUGGCUUAUGCUGUUGAGGAUUUUAUUCGCCACUAUUUCCAAGGCCAUCUACGUGACAUUCGUUUUAUUGACAUUGAUGAUAAGACAGUAGACAUAUUCACCAAGGCUUUUGAGAAGUUCAGAGGUCAACCUGGUACUCUUGGUAAAAUAAGCUCAGUUGAUCAAGUGGAAGAUGAGAUGCAUGCUAAUUCUGGUACUCCUGUAAGGUCCUAUGCAUCUGUUACAAUGGACAAUGUGAUACAUCAGUCAUCAAGUCCAGCAACAGGAACUCGUCCCAAAUCCCACCCAGGUACAGCUGCCAGAGUUGACAGUACAGCUACAGUGGUUGACAAAACUAACAGGAAAGACUCUAAUUCCAAUAAUGACAAACAGUGUUCAAUUUGUCUAGAUGAUAUGAAUGAUCCUAAAACAUUACGAUGCAAGCACAGGUUUUGCAAAAAAUGUAUCAAACAGUCAGAGAAGCACCAGGGAAAAACAUGUCCAGUCUGCAAAGAUGUUUAUGGUCUCAUCACUGGUAACAUGCCGAAGGGCAGUAUGGUGCACAAAUUCUCAAAAAUACAUUUGCCAGGAUAUGAAGCAUUUGGUUCAAUUGUCAUAACAUAUGAUAUCCCAUCUGGUUACCAAGGA